Trichoderma harzianum CBS 226.95 is the source of this 2196-nucleotide messenger RNA. RefSeq lists its product as hypothetical. Bases 1 to 2196 code for a protein of 731 amino acids. The record is from RefSeq and is a predicted model, not a curated record. Gene Ontology annotation, biological process: triglyceride biosynthetic process; fatty acid catabolic process. Gene Ontology annotation, cellular component: nucleus. Gene Ontology annotation, molecular function: phosphatidate phosphatase activity. Lineage: Eukaryota; Fungi; Ascomycota; Sordariomycetes; Hypocreales; Hypocreaceae. The transcript is spliced from 2 exons.
AUGCAGUACGUGCGAAACCUCAGCGACUCGGUUUCCACGGCCUGGAAUUCCAUCAACCCGGCCACUCUCAGCGGUGCCAUUGACGUGAUUGUCGUCGAGCGUGAUGAUGGUACCUUGGCUUGCUCGCCCUUCCAUGUCCGCUUUGGCAAGUUUUCGCUCUUGCGCCCGUACGAGAAGAAGGUCGAGUUCCGCAUCAAUGGCACCAAGCAGCCCUACUCCAUGAAGCUGGGCGAGGGCGGCGAGGCCUUCUUCGUCUUUGAGACUUCUGAUUCUAUCCCGGAAUCGAUGCAGACAUCCCCGCUGGUUUCUCCGGCAAGCAGCCCGCCUUUUGGACCGACAGAUGCCUCAGGAGCCCUGCAAGAGCCGGACACUCUGGAGCUUGACGGAGAGCCAGGAAAGGCCCGUCGCCCGUCACCCGCCAUUAUCCAGCCCGAUGAGAACGGCAUGAUUACGCCUCUGUCGUCCUCCCCUCCACUCUCAAGCUCACAUCCUGGCCCUGGCGGUGACUGGCGCCAAGCCUUUGACCGACCUCACAGCGACGACAUCUUGAGAAAAACCACACGACAUCAUGACGAAGCCAUUUCGGACAACGAAAGCCCUUCCGAGUCUGAAAGGUCAGGUAGCCCUCCGAUCCUUGGACCCACGGAGGCCAUUGCACGCGCUAGGGCGUUAUCCAAGGGACUGUCUGCGGUCAACAUUCCAACUCACAUUACCGAGACGGGAGAUCUUAUGUUGGACAUGACGGGCUUCAAGAGCAACGAGGAAGACAUGCUUCGUGCCGAAGUCCUUGCACGAAACAUUCUUUCCGAGGAAAUGGACGGCAACUAUGACAUCGGGGCCUUGUUUGGGUUUGAUGAAGAGGGCAACCUCUGGGUCUACAGCAGCGAAGACGCCAAGCAGGCCGCUAUGAACAAGACUAUUGAGUCGUCAUUGCAAGCACACCGCCGUGCGGUUGCUGCCGACGCCAUAUCGGAUCCGGGCUACCAAAGUGAUGGCAGCGAUCUCACCACCGCACCACACAUUCCUUCUCACCGGCGUUCAGAGUCUGAUGCCGGCCCUGGCGGCAUGCACACGCCCCCUCGAAGCCCGACCGGCUCCCUUCAGCCCCCCAAGAGCUACGCCAAGACCCUUCGGUUGACUAGCGAUCAGCUGAAGGACAUGAGCCUAAAGUACGGAGAGAACUCGAUGAGCUUCACAGUCAACCGAGCAACGUGCGCGGCCAAUCUGUAUCUGUGGAAGCACGAUACGCCCGUGGUCAUUUCGGAUAUUGACGGCACCAUCACCAAGUCGGAUGCCCUUGGUCAUGUGCUCAACAUGAUUGGCCGAGACUGGACUCACUCUGGCAUCGCAAAGCUCUAUAGCGAUAUUGCCCUGAACGGGUACAACAUCAUGUACCUGACGAGUCGCUCCGUCGGACAGGCCGACACGACUCGGGCCUAUCUGAACAACAUUGUCCAGGAGGGCUUCAAAAUGCCCCACGGCCCAACCAUUCUAUCUCCCGAUCGAACCAUGGCUGCGCUGCGUCGUGAGGUCUAUCUACGAAAGCCUCACGUGUUCAAGAUGGCAACCCUACGGGACAUUCGAAACCUGUAUGGACCCGACGGCGGUCCUUUCUAUGCCGGCUUUGGCAACCGUCUCACAGACCAAAUUUCCUACCGAACGGUGGAUGUACCGCGAACCCGCAUCUUCACCAUCAACUCCAACUCGGAAGUAUCGCUUGACCUCCUGAGUCUUAACAAACUCAAGAUGACCUAUGUCAAUAUUAAUGAGGUUGUGGACCACUAUUUCCCCCCUGUCGAUACCCUGGUCAGGGGUGGCGGGGAGGAUUACACCGACUUCAUGUACUGGAGAGAUGACCCCCUCCAGAUUGAUGAUUUCUCGGCUAGCGAUAGCGACGAUGAUGACCAGGGCAGCACUUACACUGAUGAGGAAGGGGACGAAGAGGAGGAGGAGGAGGAGGAAGAAGACGAUGAAGAAGUUGGCGAAGGGCUCGCAGACAGCUACAUCUCUCACGAGGGCUACGAGGGCGACGACAUUCUCGAGAGCAUCGAGAAUGAUUAUGCCGACGACGAGGAGAAUUACGAAGAUGAAGAUGCCGAGGCAUCGGACGAUGAAACCCGGGUGGUGGAAGAUGUCCCAGCCGAGAUAAUCACUGGGGUCAGUCACUUAUCCAUGGAAGAGAAGGCGAUGAAUUGA